UUUGUUCAUGGCCCCGGAGACGAGCCUGCGGAGGACAGCGAGGUUUCCAGUGAUGAGGAAAGCACCUACGAUGACGACCACGCGCAAUACCCACCUCCCGGCUCAGGCAACGACACGAUGAUCGGAUAUGAGCUUCUGGCACACAAACUAAGCGAACUGAAGAAGGGUAGAAAGGAUGACGCUGUAGUACCAGCAUAUCGCAAGUUCGAGCAACUGAACCAUCGUGUCCUACUCCACCUACAAGACGAGAUCAGCGAGCUGGAAGAGGAGCUGCGCCAGCUUGAUCAAGAGAUCGCCGAAGCCUCACCAGGCGCUCAGACAGGGCAUCGCCACCCUGCCUCCCGGCGAGGAGAUACCCAGUUCGGAAACGACCUGCACCGCCAAAGGCUUGAUGUACUUGGUCGGGUCUUCCUGAAGCUGGAACAAUACAACAAGGCUUUAUCAGCCUUUAGUGAAGUCAAGCAGCUGCCGUCUGCCCGUCCUUCAGACGUUGAGAAGUAUCGCGCGUGGAUGAAGCAACGUAAUCCCAUUCAUGAGGCGGAAAGCCGCUUCCUAGAGCGCCAGGCAGAUCUAGUGAAUUUUUCAUCAAAACGGCACGCAAGUAUUGACCAUAGUGCGGGGACGAACCAGCAUGCAAACAUGUGGCUUCCGCUGUUUCCGUUUGUGGCAUUUUCAAUCGUCCCCAGCUUGCUUGGACGCAUCGUCGUAAUCGCGCUUAUCAGCGCCGUGGGGCUGAGGACGGUCACGUCGACGCCAGAGUUCAUGGCCAUUAUGACUGUCCGCGAGUGGAUGUACACGGCUUUCAUGUGA
Didymella exigua CBS 183.55 is the source of this 810-nucleotide messenger RNA. RefSeq lists its product as uncharacterized. The transcript has 3 exons. The annotation marks the transcript as partial. The record is from RefSeq and is a predicted model, not a curated record. NCBI's taxonomy places the organism in Eukaryota, Fungi, Ascomycota, Dothideomycetes, Pleosporales, Didymellaceae.